Molecule: messenger RNA, 1588 nt
Organism: Emericellopsis atlantica
Lineage: Eukaryota; Fungi; Ascomycota; Sordariomycetes; Hypocreales; Bionectriaceae
Exons: 1
Coding region: 372-1436 (354 amino acids)
Source: RefSeq, a predicted model, not a curated record
UCUGCUCGGUGUACAGCGUUUCUUUUAUUUUCAUUAAUGGCAUAUGAUUGGGAUGCAAGGUUUCUUCCGAGGCUGCCCUUUGGCAGUGCACUAUAUUCCGCGCCGUACUGGAGGAUGGCUAACACCAGACUACUCAUAUCACUAGUCUGCACGUAGCUGUGGCUCUAUUCACAUACUUUUCGAGUUUAUGCCGCAUAGCAGCACCUUGUGAGGUAUCAAUCCAUGUUGGGGGAUAGGUAUUGCUGGCCUUUGUAAGUUCAUCGGCAUAUCUUGAGGUCACUUCAGGUUGAACUAUUGACCACCAACUUAUCUGAACGUCCUUGUAGCUAUCGCAUAUUUCUUGCUUGGACUUUCCAGCAACGGCCGCGAGCAUGCCAGACAUUCCCCCCAUCGUCAUCUCGAAAACCACCCUCGAGUGUGUCGGCUUCUCUGCUGACAAGGCAACGGCGGUCUGGAAUGCCUGGACCGAUCACCCUCAAGCAACUGACAAAGGAAACAAGUCCUUUCUCUACUUCAUGACAGUGUGGCCGUAUGGCAGCCACUGCCCAUUUCUGGAACACGACGACGAAAAAUGGCGUCAAGCCAUGACCGCGUUCGGUCUCAGCACUGAUGUCCAAGACAAGAUUAUGCAUCCAGCCUUCAGAGAACUUCGCCUCACGCGAUCUUGCACCCACUGGUGCAGGGAUACCGUCGAGAUACGCUUCAAAGCUCUCCGGUACACUCAGAAGCCACGAGAGCACAGUCGCCGAGCACCAGCGCCGUCCAUCUUUGACAAGUCCGAGUCACUUACCCACAUAGCCGCCCGGGGUAUCAGUGACCAUACUAUACUGUUCAAAGACAUUGAUGAAGCACGAGCGGAUGGCUUCCUCGACACGCAGGGCUGUGUCCAACACAUAAGUCGGAUUCUGCACUCGAGCCCAUCCGACUUUAGCUCUGACCGUGUCUACUUCCACCCAGAACUGGCCACUGUGCAAUGCUAUGCCGGAUAUGCCAAGCAACGAGGCACAGACGAAACCAACAUUAUGAUUGUAUGCAUCGCAAUCCCCAACGCAGUCCUCCAGGGUCUCCUUCUCACGGAUUGUGGGCUCCAGCGCCUUUACUGGCCAAGCGAGGCGUGGCAAGAAUUCGUUGAUUGCAACCGCACUCGUCAGACGGUACCUCUUGAACUCUGUCGAUAUCAACUAGCCACGCUUCUGAUCGGCUCGACGGCCAAGUACAGGCUUACUUGUCAUAGAGGCGUGACGGAGGACACUGUUCUUGUGAUGGAUGGACGACCCGCUGUCCGGUAUGUUUUUGAUGGCAGCGACGAUGGCCAGGACUUUUUGGAGAAGAGUAUCGCGCAGCGGCCCUAUAUUUACCAUUUUACUAACGGGGAUUGGAAUACCUGGCUCGCUGAGUUUGAACCCCGAGAGUCUGGCGUUCAGAGUGCAGUUUAGAGAACAGGGAAAAUUUUGCCAACCGAUAGAACAGGAGUAGGAAUUGGGGAAAGUCUUCAACGCAGUGAAUAGGAAUGCACGGCCCAAUAUACGCUUCAUCUAUGCUACAGGCAAUGCACUACACCUUUUGUCGUAUACUCGUCAUCUCCCCG